Molecule: messenger RNA, 3869 nt
Organism: Bolinopsis microptera
Lineage: Eukaryota; Metazoa; Ctenophora; Tentaculata; Lobata; Bolinopsidae
Exons: 18
Coding region: 92-2833 (913 amino acids)
Source: RefSeq, a predicted model, not a curated record
AACACUACUAUAUAACAAAUAAUUUGAGGUAGAAAGAUACAAGUCAUGUGACUAAAAGUAGACACUCAUCUACCAACUGUCAUAUCGUGUAAUGGUUUCCCUCAGACUGCCUCAAUGGUUGGCAAUUUUCAUCUUAUCGUGGCACUCCCAAGUAUCUCAAUCAGUGGAAAUAUGCUGUUGCCCUGAUCUAACCCUAUCAUUAACAGCUGAAGUAUCCGACACAACGAAAAGUUUAGAAAAUGGUUUUAUGUAUAUAGCUAAAAAGGACUCCACUGUGUCACUUAAGUGUGAUCUUGGUGAUAAGGACCACCCAGCAAUCAAGUCAGUGGUAUACGAGUUUCACAAAACUUAUGAUCUUAGUACGAGUAAACCAAUCUCUCUCGACUCCAAGAACAAAGAGCUCUGUUCGGAUGAUGAUGUUCCUACUUGCGACCUGACCAACGUGCAGUACACAGACAAACCAUCAAUGCAGAAUACUUUGGAUACAGCAGAUAACCACAUUUAUCAGUGUUACGCCGAGAUAACGAUGAUAGAUGAUGCUGUUGUCAAACUGUGGUCUCAUACAGUCAAGCUGGACGUUUAUUAUCCACCUACCAAAGAAAAUUUGCCCGUCGUAUCAGACCCCAAAUCUGUAUCUAUUGGAAAAGCAAUGGAGAAGCUUCUUUGCAAGCUACCAGAUUCGAAUCCAAAAACCAAGGCCCGGUGGUCGUUUGAGAAAAAAGAUACUUCAACCUGGGAAGUGAUAGACAUUCCAAAUGACCAAGUUAGGGGCGAUAGACUUGUUAUAGCUGAAGAUGACAUAAGUGCGAUAUCAAAAGAUGACAUAGAUCGAGGAACGCUGCUAAUCAUGAUCUUUAAUGAAGAUGAGGACCAAGGCAAUUAUAAGUGCGAGGCCGUAUACGAUACUGAAUUUGACGACGCUGAUAUGACUUAUGAACUUUCCAAAUACGAAGUCACAUCGAACGGCCAGAACGAUGCGGGCGCCCUCCUUUUAAGACCUGUAUCAGAGAUAACAGAACCAAAUUUGGUAGACCAGGAUUCGACUGUCAACUUUACGGUGUUCAUCAGAGAUACUCCUGGCAGGGGUAAAUGGGAAGAUGUCAGUUACAUUUGGCAAAUCGAGGAAAAUAACCAAGACGUGGAUCUUAACGUCGACGAUUAUCCUAAUCUUCAGCUUUCCAACCAUGGCCGAACCCUGACUGUUACCGAUCUAGUUAAGCAUCGAGAACACGAGUUCCAGUGCAAGAUCAAAAGAACUACUGAUGGAGUGGAGGCAGAUAUAACUAGCAAACAAUUUGGAGUUGGAAAAGUUGAAGUUGUGAUUGCUCCCAAGUUUCUAUCCAUCCCCUUAACGUCACGGACCUGUGUGAAUCUGGGGGAUGAUUUAAAACAAACACCCAACAAAGCCUACAUGAUGCCUAGUGAAGCUCUAGCUGGGGACAAUGCCAAACAAAUCCUGUUGAAAGCAGACAACUGGAAAUUCUACCUUAACGAUUACAAAAUCCAGUUCAUUACGGACACCGAGCAGAAUUAUGACUAUGAAGAUAGGGCAGGUAUAGAUCAAGAUAAGUAUGAAGAUGAACUUCCAGAACCACAGGCGAACCAUCAAACAAGGUGCAUCUAUUGGCAAUACAUGAGGGCGUACGGACUCCAGUAUCAGUUAUUUGAAGUCAUGAAAACGGAGAGAUUUAAGAAUAAAAAUUAUGAAUCAAUCGAAUUCCAAAAAAUUUGUGACAAAGCAAAAAGAACUAAAGAUGAUAAAAAGAUCAGUUUGACUUUCCCAGCAGACACGCCAAUCACAUCAGCUCAGUGUCUUAAGGCGGAUUUGCUUGAUAUGAAUAAUAACACCUUGUUUUCGAAAAGACUUCGUGUAUCAGCUGCCGAUUCAUGUGAAACCUCGACAUUACUGGAAACUUACGAAUUUACGGAUAUUGCUGAACAGAAAGGUCUUAAAAUAAAGAUUUCGUCUGAGUCCUGUGGUGGCAAUGGUCUUGGUAGUGGUAGCUGCAUUCUAGAAGUGGAUGCCGAAAAGUGCAGCAAGCCUACAGACUCCAACGUUGCUACUGUCACCCCUGACACUGCUGAUAUAGAAGCCGGAGAAAAGUACACCAUCACUUGCAUGUCUGAUUAUGUGCCAGGUGAAACAGAACUAUUGUGUGGGAAAGAUGGGAAGUUGUCUCCUGCAUCACCAAACUGUGUUAUUGGAACUUGCUCUAAACCAGAACUGACUGAUAAUGUUGAAAGUGUAAGCCCGGAGGAGGUCAACGCUGGAGAGAAAUUCACUGUUUUGUGCAGAUCUGGAUAUAUUCCUGAAAAUGCUGGACUGAUCUGUAAGACUGAUGGGACUGUGUCCAGUUUGGAUCAUUCCCCAAAGUGUGUUACUGGUACCUGUUCUAAACCACAACUCACGGACACUGAUAAUGUUGAAAGCAUAAGUCCAGAAGAGGUUAACGCGGGUCAAAACUUCACUGUCAAAUGCAAAACUGAUUAUGUUCCGGAACAUUCUCAGCUGACUUGCGAGACUGAUGGGACCGUUUCCAGUUUGAAGAAUCUUCCGAAGUGUAUUGAAAAAGGUGACACAAGCCCUAGCACAAAUGAGGAAGGUUUUCCAGGUUGGGCAAUCGCAGUUAUCGUGAUCAUUGUGAUCCUUGUGAUAGUAUCAGUGGCUGGUGUUGUAGUAUUCAAGAAAAAGUUGUUAUGUUUAAACUCAAACAAGAAAACAGGCCAACAGGACUAUCAAGAAUCAAAAGAAAGUGGAAUCGUCAGUAUGAACUCAGUCAAAGUCAAUGAAGAGGCCAAAUGCGAGGCUGCAUAUGAGAAUGUCGAUAUUUGACCUUAAUAAAGAACAGUAACCAGAUCCAUGAGAAGAAAACAUCAUGAAGUUCUUGAAGAAAGAAGAACUGAUUUGAUCAAGACUCCAUCCUUAUGUUCAUCUACAAUGUGGUUAAUUUAUAUCUUAGCGUUUUGUAGUAGUAGAAGAUCCGGUGAAGACGUAUUAAUGGCAACUGUUAUCUGAUAGAACAUGUAUGAAGACAUGAGUUUUUUUUACAGAAAAUUGGGUUAAUUUGAUGAGUUAUGCAUCUACAGAUUUAUUUCAAUAACAUAAUACUUGUAUUUUUGAUUUCAGACAAAUUUAAAGAUAAUCUUUGAUUUUAAACUAAUUUGGAAUCACAUUUGGUGGGCAUGUUUUAAGUGGAUAGGUAGGUCUUUGAUCAUGAUGUUUUGUGACAUAUCGACCUUUUUUUGGCGACUUCGUCAGUUGCAUGCACUUGCAGUGCACAGUGUAGCUACGCUGAGGAACACUUUUUAAAUAUGCUGCAUCUAUAAUUGGCUAUCGCAAUUUAACUUUAAAUGUUUAAUAUUUUUAGAUAACACACUUGACUGCCGUAUUCAUGCUUUAUUAAUAAGAUAUGAGUUAUUUUACCUGGGGACAGUAUGCUUUUGUGUUUUUAAACACAAAUUAAAGAUAUGGCGGAAUAACAGACUGAGUGCCGCCUCGCCCAGUAACUGUAAGUUAAUUUCAAAUGUUUUAACCCUUAUUUUGGGUGUUUUAUAAAGAUAAACUUGGUGAAGUGGUCUAAACAUGUACAGUCGCUUAACCAAUUAAGGGUGUAGGAAGCGUAACGAUAAGCCAGUCCACAUAUUUAAAAUAUUGAUUAUUUAUAAAUGUUCUAAUUUGUAUUACUUGAUUGAAUAUAUCAGUUUGCUUAUUUACCUGGCACGCCAGUCCCUGUGCGCGGCGCUCUUUUCAAGCUUCCCGAACGUGAGAGUAGCGAGCAAUAGCAAAUAAACUAGCAAGCUAGGUAAUUUGCUUACAUGAAUUAUGAUAUGCGUUUUUGAAAAAGUAGUUAGAUAUCUUUUUUAUUUGA